CCGGUAUUGUUGAAAUAUCCUUAUCAACGCAAAAGUGAACAAAGCCACUCAAUUUUCUGUUUUUAUAUAUAUGACCUCCACUCUUGGACCAUAACUGAAUCAAUGGAGGCCAAAUCAUCAAUGUAUCUUUCUCUGUUCACAUUCUGGUUCAUCUCCUUCACCAUCAUAACCUUCGUCUCAUCAGCAUCAUCAUCAACAUGGUCUGAUGAUCAUAUUUCAUUGAGAGAGACUAACGAACACGAAACUUUCCAUUUCCCAAAAAGCUUUCUCUUUGGCACUGCUUCUUCUGCUUACCAGUUACCAAGAAAAAUCGCAGAUGGAAGCCAUGGGAAAGUCGCUGUCGAUCAUUACCAUCGAUAUCCGGAAGAUUUGGAUCUGAUGGAAGAUCUUGGUGUUAACAGCUAUCGCUUUUCUUUAUCAUGGGCUCGGAUUCUUCCAAAGGGAAGAUUUGGAGAUGUGAACAUGGAAGGUAUUGAUCAUUACAACAGAAUGAUCAAUGCUAUUCUCAAAAGAGGGAUCGAACCAUUUGUCACGUUGACACAUUAUGACAUCCCUCAAGAACUCGAAAUUAGAUACGGAAGUUGGCUAAAUCCACAAAUUCGGGAAGAUUUCGAACAUUACGCAAAUAUUUGCUUCCGAUACUUUGGGAACAGAGUUAAAUUUUGGGCUACUUUCAACGAACCAAACGUUCAAGUAAUUAUGGGUUACCGUAAAGGAACUUACCCGCCAUCACGUUGUUCCAAGACUUUCGGAAACUGCACACGUGGCGGUUCGGACCUAGAGCCACUUGUCACCGCUCACAACAUUAUCCGGUCACAUCUUGCCGCCGUUAAUUUGUACCGGACGAAAUAUCAGAAACAACAAAGAGGAAAGAUAGGCAUUGUUAUGAACGCGAUCUGGUUUGAACCGUUUAGUGAUUCUUUAGCAGAUAGAUUAGCUGCUGAGAGAGCUCAGGCUUUCUACUUGACUUGGUUCUUGGACCCGGUUGUGUUUGGAAGAUAUCCAAGAGAAAUGCAGGAAAUUCAUGGAGAAGAUCUUCCUAAAUUCACAAAAGAUGAUCUUAAAAACUCCGAGAAUGGAUUAGACUUCAUCGGGAUUAAUCAGUAUACUAGCAGAUACGCUAAAGACUGUCUACAUUCCACAUGUGAACCGGGCCAAGGAGGUUCGAGAGCUGAAGGUUUCGCCUAUGCAAACGCUCUUAAAGACGGUCUAGCUUUAGGAGAACCGACUGGAGUAACGUGGCUUGCUGUUUAUCCUCGAGGAAUGGAAGAGAUGUUGAUGUAUGCUACAGAGCGAUACAAAAAAAUCCCAUUGUAUGUAACAGAAAACGGUUUUGGUGAGAAUAAUACUGGAGUUUUGUUAAACGAUUACCCGAGAGUGAAUUUCAUGAGUAGCUAUUUAGAUGCACUAAAAAGAGCAAUGAGGAAAGGAGCAGAUGUAAGAGGAUACUUCACUUGGUCUUUAUUGGACAACUUCGAGUGGGUAUAUGGUUAUACCAUAAGGUUCGGUAUGUACCAUGUCGACUUCGAUACUCUAGAGAGAACCCCAAGACUCUCUGCUUCUUGGUACAAGAACUUCAUUUCCCAGCACAGAGCUAAAUCCAAAGAUGAUGAUGAUGAUGCCUGA
This is a messenger RNA of Thlaspi arvense, 1626 nucleotides long. NCBI's taxonomy places the organism in Eukaryota, Viridiplantae, Streptophyta, Magnoliopsida, Brassicales, Brassicaceae. The record is from the annotation of a GenBank genome assembly.